AUGGAUUCUCUUUAUAAAGUAUGCCGGAUCCCUAGUAAAGGGGAAGGUCUCAUCGCGGCUACGGAUAUCACGCGCGGCCAGCUCAUACUUUCAGAAGCCCCUCUCUUUCGAUACACGGACCAGCGGUUCAACGACCGCGGAGAGCCCUUCAGAGAAUAUAAUAAAUUGGGGCGAGCCAAGCAGAAGAAAGUUUGGAAGCUCUUCGAUGUGACCGGAAAUCGAAACCGAGCUGAGGAUCUCGAGCUCGUGAUGCGCAUCAACGGCAUCAAACUCAGGGACCCCAACCACGAUAUGAUGUAUGGGCUAUUCGAGGUCGCCUGUCGAAUCAACCACUCUUGUCUCCCCAAUACUCAUUCCUCCUGGGACCCAGAAAAGGGCACGAUUGAGAUCUAUGCGACGCAGAGCAUCCCACAGGGCGAGGAGAUAACAAGCACAUACAUUGGAAACCUUGGUGAUUUUGCCGAUCGCCAGCAAAGCCUGUCAUCCAUCUUCAAAUUCACCUGCCGGUGCCGUCUAUGCACACUCCCAGAAGAAGAUCGAGAAGCGAGUGACCUCCGCAUCCACGAGAUCAACAAUCUACGCCAGCAAGAAGUAUCGACGCUCGACCAGAUCCGGGAGUUACUCCAGUUAUACGCACAAGAGUCCAUCGUCGACUGGCAACCAGUUGAAGCUUACGAAGGUGCAUGGCGGCUUGCAAGACGCUCCGGAUACAGGACCAGAGCUCGCAUCUUUGCUGAGCGUGGAGUAAAGCUUUGCGCUGAGAUCGAAGGUAUUGAUGGUGCGAAUACAGUCGAAUGGCGAAAGCGGGCGAUGGACUGUGGAGAUGAGGACGAAGAGAUGCCAGAGGAUGAAGAGGAGUUUGAGGAGCGACUCUUCGGAGAGCUGGAAGUGAAGGAGAACGUUGAUGGCUGGGGAGACUGGUUUUAG
Messenger RNA from Clonostachys rhizophaga, 927 nucleotides. NCBI's taxonomy places the organism in Eukaryota, Fungi, Ascomycota, Sordariomycetes, Hypocreales, Bionectriaceae. The record is from the annotation of a GenBank genome assembly.